UGGGAAUCCGGAUAAGUAAUCCCACUGCUCCAACGCCGUAAACUCAUCGUACUAAGCAUCAUAUUUCUGACCAGUGAAAAUUAUGAGUCUUCUGUUCCUGCGAAUAGUACUAGUUCAAUUGAGCCACACUACGCGAAGCGAGUAACAUGUACUAAACAGCCCGAGGCGAAGCGAAAAUCUCGCAAAUUGCGAGGUCAUCUGCCUAUAAAAUACUUGCACAUCCCCUAUGGCUUUGCAUUGCUCACUGCAACAAGCUCUAUGAUGUUCACUUCCCGCCUCACCAUUCUUGCACUGCUCGCCUUCCUCGUUGGCGCCAACGCUGCAUGCGCAACAUGCCAAGAAACGUUGAGUGUCAACGGUGUAGUGACCUACAAACUAGUCACCAGCUCUUGGAACAUGAUGAACGGGUUCGUAGAUUGCAACUACAUGGAUAAGAAGGGCGACGAGGUGACUUGCGAGUAUGAGGAAAGCGGCGUGUUUAAGGAUGGGGAUUCAAACAUGUGUCCUCAAAACUCAAGGAAGAAUAUCUUUGGGUGCUAAGCAAGAUGCGAUGUGGAAUGGGCCCGACGAGAGGAGUAACAUUGAUCUGCAGACACUUGGGUAUAUCAGUAGAUUUCAUCUGUGACAAGAAUCCUCUUCAUAUGUGUUUCGCCUUGAA
Suillus discolor is the source of this 658-nucleotide messenger RNA. RefSeq lists its product as uncharacterized. The coding region runs from base 259 to 540 and encodes 93 amino acids. The transcript is spliced from 4 exons. The record is from RefSeq and is a predicted model, not a curated record. NCBI's taxonomy places the organism in Eukaryota, Fungi, Basidiomycota, Agaricomycetes, Boletales, Suillaceae.